AUGACGACAGCUGGUAGGCCUACGUGGAACACUGCAAAGGGUGGGAAAGGUAAAUGGGAGGGCGACUUGAGCGCUCUCUCAAAACAGUAUUCGGUUCGUGACCUUCCUUCGCAUACAAAGCUGAAGUAUCGCCAAGAAGGGCAGGGAAGACCGGAGGAUCUUCAGGGAAAGGAUUUUAAGAAGGAUCUUGAGGAAAAGGAAAGACAAGCUGCCACUGAAAAAUCGAAAAAAGGUCAAAAUCAUGCGCUCAUGCCCCAUUCUGGCGAAAAACGGCCGGCGAUUUCGGAUCAGGACCGCAACAUUGGCUCAUCAAAACGACCACGGCAACCAGCUCAAACAGCUAACGCUACUUCUGUCCCAACCGCAAAUCUAGAUGCUGACGACCCAUGGGAAGAGGAUUAUACUGAAGAGGAUCUCAAGGCACCGAUUAAUAACCCUAGUCCAACUUCUGGUGAGGACGAUGAUGAGAGCGACGAAGAGGAUGAGGAGGCUCUUCUCGCUGAAUUGGCGAAAAUAAAACGGGAACGCGCAGAAGAAGCUGUGCAAGCGGCAGCCGAAAAGAAGGCUGCGGAGGAGACCAUCCGGAUGGAAAACAUUCUCAAGGGCAACCCUUUGCUUAAUAAUAACAAUUCAUCGGAGUUCAAAGUUAAGCGUCGCUGGGAUGAUGAUGUCGUCUUCAAGAAUUGUGCUCGUGGCGAGGUCGAUCAUUCAAAACGUGGAUUUAUUAACGAUACUUUGCGGUCCGAAUUCCACAAAAAAUUCAUGCGGAAGUACAUCCAGUAG
Hydatigera taeniaeformis is the source of this 783-nucleotide messenger RNA. NCBI's taxonomy places the organism in Eukaryota, Metazoa, Platyhelminthes, Cestoda, Cyclophyllidea, Taeniidae. The record is from the annotation of a GenBank genome assembly.